This is a messenger RNA of Dermacentor silvarum, 4785 nucleotides long. Its product is annotated as mpv17-like protein 2. The record is from RefSeq and is a predicted model, not a curated record. Gene Ontology annotation, cellular component: membrane; cytoplasm. The transcript is spliced from 2 exons. NCBI's taxonomy places the organism in Eukaryota, Metazoa, Arthropoda, Arachnida, Ixodida, Ixodidae. Bases 792 to 1364 code for a protein of 190 amino acids. Gene Ontology annotation, biological process: mitochondrial ribosome assembly.
GUUCAUCUAAAUCCUCGUUUUAGAUAUUUUCAUCAUUUCCUGUGAAGUGCGUUUUAAUUGACCUUGCGCCGUGUAAUGUUCUCGUGCUGCAAAGUUUAAACAGGGAUAUGAAGCUCAUUACGGAGUUGUUUCGUUUGCCAUGCCCUCUGAGAAUUCAGAUGUUUACACAGCUGUCACGUUUACGAAACUGAAGAAAACAAUGUUCCGCAUUUUAGCAAGCCAGUCGUGCAGUUUGUUCACUUGCGGUUGCUGUUUUACUUCAGGGAGUACAAAUAAGCGUGCUUUAAUUGCGGCAAUUUCUCACGGGGAUGGCGCUGCGAACUUACGAAUAAUUACAGCUCGUGACAAGCGGUGCGCCUUCUGUUAAUUUUAGUUGUAGACCCAAUGUUAUGGUAGCCACCAUACCAAUGUACAGCACCACUGUUAGAGUGUACGCUCUACCACUGUAACGAAGUUUCCAGUUUACCGGGCAUAUAAACUUCGACAAACGCUAGUAGAAGGCAAAAUCAGGCGCUGUUUGUUUAUUUGUUUAUUUAUUUAGCGUACCUUACAGACUUUGGUUAGAGCGUAAGGGAGGCAUACACAGAAGUAGGGAUGCAGAAAAGCGUAAACUGUGCAACUAUACAAAUGAAGUACAACAUAGCAAGAACAACAAUAAUAAUAAAAACUAUAAUUUCGUCGAUUUAUGGACGUGCGUAUGAAGGUAUGCGUAGACCCAUAUAAAAAAAAGUUACUUUUUGUUGCAGCAUUAGAAUAUAGUGCAAAAGGUGUGGUUUCGACCACUGCAUCCAAUGACACAUGGAGCCGUGCACUUCUUCAGAAAAUUCCGUCAUGUGCUCUUCGGCCGCCACUUGGUGGCUACCAACGCCACGAUAUCAACAGUCAUGGGCAUUAUCGGUGACCUCGUCCAGCAGCACUACGAAGUUAUGUCCGGCCACCAGGUUGCCAUCAAUUCAGUGCGGACAUCGCAUAUGGCAGCAGCUGGUCUGACUACCGGCAUGGUGUGUCACUAUUGGUAUGUCUUACUCGACCGAUGGAUGCUGGGGCGAUCUGUGCGCACUGUUUUGCUGAAGGUGCUCUAUGACCAAGUCGUGUUUUCACCCAUCAAUCUGGUUGUUUACUUUGGCACGGUGGGUUUACUAGAGCGUUCCAGCUGUGCUGAACUGAGCCGUGAGCUCUGGUUUAAAGGUGGUACCAUCUAUAAGGUUGAAUGGAUAGUUUGGCCACCUGCACAGUUUCUCAACUUUUAUGUGCUUCCUCUAAGGUAUCGUGUCUUCUUUGACAACCUCAUUUCCUUUGGUUUUGAUGUAUAUUUACCAUUUGUCAAGUAUAAGGACCACAGGCCUCACACCAACCACAGCUGAUUGUUUUUGUGUGUUGAACUAGUGUUAUUGUUUGCAAAAACUAAAUCAGUCACAACAGAAAAUAAAGUUGCUAUAUCUACAGUAAGCUUAAGACAUGUGAAGGAGCCUUGGAAAGUUCAGCUUAACAGAUUUACACUGAAUCUAUGGGAUACUAAGCAGAGAUGCACACUGUCACAAGGAAGUAAAUGCCAGCCUAGUGGCCAGGUGCCUUUUACUAUUUUGCGAUAUGUUCAUCUGAACUAUUAAGCUUCACAUAAUUCAUCUUUGGAGUCUAGUGUAUCUUGAAGUGCUGUUGGUACACCAACUGUAAUGCUGUUUACAUGGAUGCUUGCAUGAAAAACAUGAAUGCCACAUCUAUUUCACAGUGCUUCAGUACAAGUGUGGUACUAUAUCAUAUUUUGCUUUCUCCUCCUCUUUUUAGUCAGAUGCCUUUUUUGUACAGAUGUGCAGCAAAACCAAAACGGAAUUAAGAUAUGGAUCAAAGUUGAUGCUGAAUGAUUGAAAUGUGUUGCAAGGCUGUGCAACAGGUUAUAAGGGGCACCGUAGUAGGUGUCAGACAUACCAGUUGCACAAGGUUUUUGAGGACACGGCUUCGAAUUGCCAUAUACAUUAAAGGGGUUGAGACAUCAAAUUUGUGGCUUGCGCGUGCUUUGUUUCAAACGUUUCUCAUUGCUCCAGGAAGCAUGAUACAUGCUCGAAGAUUCAUAUAUUCUCCGUAAAUAAUUUAAUAUCGCAUUAUUUAUGUGAACGAUUUUCGGUUUCGGUUUCUGAGCGCCGAGUUGGACAGUGACAUCACUGUCCAGAAUGCUUGGUGACGUGGGCUCACAAAACUGUGAUGCACGCACUGCUGCAUCGUCUGCUCUCGCACACACGUUCUGUACCAGCGCAGGCAAACAAAACUACGCCGACAGUUGUCGUGACUAACUGUGGCAGCUCCGAUUCCGACUCUACGUCUGCGUCCGAUGCGGCUCACUUCAUUCUAGACUCGAGGCUCCCUAGGCUUGCCUGUGCUGUGGGUCACCGCUCAUUGUACGUCACUCUAAUGUUAUGUGGUAUGACGUCACUAAAACUUUCGUUACACUUCCGACAGAGUGACGUCGGUGUCAAUCGCGCUAGCGAUGGGUGUCGAUCGCGAGAACGAGCAUUUGGGCACUCUUUGAAAGCGAAUUAAAAUAUAUUUAAAAUUUUUGCUGUGUCCAACACUUCGUGUUGAACGUCCUUGCAUACAGAGGGAGCCUACAAAAGGCUUCUUAUAGCCUGAAAAUUUGGUGUCUCAACCCCUUUAAUAACACAUUCUAUUUGUCUAGGCACUUUGCCUUCACCAACCCCUUUGUUACCUAUUUAGCACAUUUAUAUUAUGGUAUCGGCUUUCACUCUGACACAGGAAAUGAAGCCAUAUGUUGCCUCAAUCGCAAACAACGGUGAUUGCCACUUUGUUGAAUGUUGCCAAAUCCUUUCUUUUUGGCUGAGAGAACAGUUUGUUUCCAAUUAUAAUCUUAAACGAAGAGAAAUAAGCACUGCCAGUGUUCAGGUGCCUUGAAUGUGGUGUCCUAGGUCUGAACAUAAACCUGUUACACUGCUAUGUAUGGCGGGCAUUGCCAAGGAAGAGACUUGACAGCCACACAAUGCUAAAAAUCACUCCAAGGGCAACUAGUAUUGUGGAAGCACUGCCAAACAUCAACACGGACAGACAUCUGAUCCAAGCAUGCAGCCAUUAUUGAAGUUGAAUUCACUCAGUAGUUUAGGCUGAGGAUGGUUUUGUUCAACUGUCUUGGAAAACAGCAGUAUAAGAAACAAUGUAAAAUUUUUAACUAAUAUAUUGAUUCUUGUUUGGAAUAUUGUUGCUAUUUGGGAAGUUGUCAUUAUGUCCUUAAAUACUUUGUGUACCUGUUAUUCUAUCAUAUGGCAGUUCUUACAAUACAUCAAAACCCAAGCACUAAUGUUGGACCCAGCAGCAACAUAUGCAAACAAUGAGCCACUUCAGUUCCAUGUUUGAACAGAUUAAGAUGAGCCAUCUGGCUGGUUCACAAUAAUCCACCAUCAGAAAUGAUUCAUCAAAAAAAUUCACCUAUGAUUAUGAUACUCCCCAACGUGAAUUUUGAGUGCAGCUGUUUAGGUGUUUUGAAUUCGCAAUUUAUUGUGGCAAGGAAUUUGAUUCUGAACAACAGGGCCCUCUCGGCGGUGGCGUUGAGCCUCUGCUCAAGCAGUUCAUUUAGCAGCAGCGGCAGAUGAAGCAUUUCCACCGGUUGCGUCGCCCAUUGUUCAGAAAGAGAGUGUGAACGUGUGGCGCGCAUUCUCUAGCGGCAGCCGCACAGGCGAAGUAACGCAUGCACAGUGGGUCCGAAGCCCACGCCUCACCCUUUUGCCAUACUCUCCUCCUCCUCUGCUUUCCUCGUCGCUCUCGCUGUCUUUCAUCUCUCGCUUCAUUCCACAUUCGCUCUUUCAUCCUUCGCUGUGCUCAUUUGCUCCGUUACGUUGAGGGAUGCCGACACUAAACGCAGGAACGGAUGCCUAAGAGCUUCGCUCCAAAGUAGAUGCAAGUUUCAAAGUUCUGCUUGGGUGUCAGUAGACUUGCUUUGUUCAAUGUGUCCUUUAUAAAGUAUUUGCUUUAUUCCCUUUGAGUGGUGUUGACUUCACAAACUGUCAUUUACAGUAUACAGUCACAUACAGGGCAGACCUGUUGCUAAAUUCUGAAUGUGAAAGUUUUGGAAUUCACAGUCGGGGAAAAACUAUUGUUAAGUUGUACUUCAUCAAUGUGCCUGUGUGCACCAUGGUCCACUCUUAAAGGUAACAUCCACUUCAAACUUGGUUGUCAAUUUCAGCUGAGAUGUGACGUGAAGGCAUGCAUGCUGUACUCAUAUUAACAGAUGUCUGAGUGGUGCUUCAUACGAGGCUCUCUUUUCUGAUAAAGUUGAACAUUUGUAACUGUUCACUUAUUACUCUUUAGGUGUUUCCUUUGAGAGUGAACCAUACUGUAUGUGCAUGAGUUCUCAUAUAUGGCCUACUCAUAACCGUGUGGCGCAAACAAUUCGCUGUAAAGCAGUGACAGCAUAAUUUAACUUUUUAAUAAUCAAAAUUAAUACAAACAAGUUAUGUUGAAGCAAGAACAAGAGUACUGGUAAAAGCAGUCUAGCCAUAAAUUUCACUGCAGCCUGAGGUUUAUAGAAAGCUUGAUUACAGUUUCUACAAAAGUGUGUGCAUUACUGCAGCAUGUCUAAAAGGCAAAAUUUGUUUUUGAUAGUCAAACACAUUGACAUUUGACAGUAUAUUUUCAUUGAUGCAGCUGGGUAUCAUAAGCCUUUUUUUUUCUUUUGAAUCAGAUAUGUAAAGCCAUAAACAACAAUAGUGGUGACCAACAUUUGGCAUAAAAUUAUUGAACGUCUUAAUUGCUGUAAGGCUUUAUGCAUUGCAGCAGUCUGUC